AUGGACGCAUCUAGCAGUAAACGAAACGGACCGACCCCCUCAAAGGCGUAUAAACAAAACCAGCGCAAGAAGCUAGCGCGAUACGCCAAAAAAGCGGAGCUUGGAAAGUGUACUAACGCGACGAUAAAUGAAAAAACUGUCUCUAUCUACGAUACUAGCAACGAUAAUCGAGACGAGCGGGACAACAAAAGAGCAAAGAUUUUCUACAAUCCGGAUAAA
Messenger RNA from Ambispora leptoticha, 219 nucleotides. The record is from the annotation of a GenBank genome assembly. NCBI's taxonomy places the organism in Eukaryota, Fungi, Glomeromycota, Glomeromycetes, Archaeosporales, Ambisporaceae.